UUUUCACCACACGCCGUUAAUUCAAUGUUGUUCUUCUUUUUGUGUUCAAUAGGUUUAUAAAAAUUGAGAUGAAUUUCAAUUUUCCUCUUUAGUUGUUAGCGAUAAUUUCAGUUGUAUUUUUAUUUAUUUGGAGAAAUAUGGCUUCAAUUUCUUCUACUCCAAGGACUGUAGAAGAGAUCUUCAAAGAUUAUAGUGCUCGUCGUGCUGGGAUACUUCGUGCUUUAACUUAUGACGUGGAAGAGUUUUCUAAUAUGUGUGAUCCAGCCGAGGGCUUACCGGGAACAACCUCUCUAUCUUCACGAGGCUGUGUGACUUCCACUUGUGGGAUCACAUCGAGAUGUUGUACGAACAGUUAUCUAGAAAAGGAAAAUUUGUGUCUGUAUGGACAUCCAAAUGAAACAUGGGAAGUCAAUCUUCCAGCUGACGAAGUUCCACCUGAACUCCCAGAGCCAGCUCUUGGGAUAAAUUUUGCAAGGGAUGGGAUGAAUCGUAUAGAUUGGCUUUCAUUGGUUGCUGUGCAUAGUGAUUGUUGGUUGCUUUCUGUGGCUUACUUUUUUGGAGCUCGUCUUAACAAAAAUGAAAGGAAGCGUCUGCACAGUUUGAUCAACGAUUUGCCCACUGUGUUUGAAGUCAUAGCAGAAAGAAGGCCCAUAAAAGACAAGCCUAGUGCAGAUAAUGGGAGCAAAUCCCGUGGUAGUAUACAGAGGACAAGUGAUGUCCAGUCUAAAAGCACUGGAAAGCUGGCAGAUGAAAGUUGCGACGAGGAUGAAGAAGAACAUGGUGAAACACUAUGCGGAUGCUGUGAUGGGCAUUACAAUGCUGAUGAAUUUUGGAUUGGUUGUGAUAUAUGCGAGAAAUGGUUCCAUGGUAAGUGCGUGAAGAUAACACCUGCUAAAGCUGAGGGUAUAAAGCAGUAUAAAUGCCCUGCAUGUAACUUGAAGCGGCACAGACCAUAGUUCCCUCAUAUGCUUUGGCAACUAACAAAAUAGAUAGUACAGCAUUAUGUAAUGGGGAUCCUAAUGGUAACGACUUCGCCAUGACCCGUAGAUCCAUUUUCGAUGUCCAAUAUAUAGAAAGUUUGUUAAAUUUUUCUUGAUCUAUUUAUAUGGUUAUAGACCCUUGUUAGCUUGUUGAUUGCCAUUGAUUUUAGAUUUCUUCACCAAAAUGAUGUAAACUGUAAAGUAGAAAGCAAAACAUCAAGUUUAGGAAGUUUGAGAGCUCUUUUAGUUGUUUCUAAAAUUGCCUAUUAUUUUCACAAACAACUUCUCAUA
Molecule: messenger RNA, 1271 nt
Organism: Solanum pennellii
Lineage: Eukaryota; Viridiplantae; Streptophyta; Magnoliopsida; Solanales; Solanaceae
Product: PHD finger protein ALFIN-LIKE 2-like
Exons: 6
Coding region: 138-956 (272 amino acids)
Biological process (GO): regulation of DNA-templated transcription
Cellular component (GO): nucleus
Molecular function (GO): transcription cis-regulatory region binding; transcription coregulator activity; histone binding
Source: RefSeq, a predicted model, not a curated record